Messenger RNA from Xyrauchen texanus (razorback sucker), 3467 nucleotides. Its product is annotated as protein FEV-like. Lineage: Eukaryota; Metazoa; Chordata; Actinopteri; Cypriniformes; Catostomidae. Gene Ontology annotation, molecular function: DNA-binding transcription factor activity, RNA polymerase II-specific; sequence-specific DNA binding. Gene Ontology annotation, cellular component: nucleus. Gene Ontology annotation, biological process: cell differentiation; regulation of transcription by RNA polymerase II. The coding region runs from base 556 to 1257 and encodes 233 amino acids. The record is from RefSeq and is a predicted model, not a curated record. The transcript is spliced from 3 exons.
UAUAAGCCCUAUAAUUACCUGCUGAUUUAUCAUUUUGACUAUUUGUCCAUUUGAUUAUAAGGCUCUCAUCUCUCAUCUCACAUCUGCUGUGUAUUUAAGCAGCAUAAGUUUGGGAUAAAAUGUUCUUGUUUACCUAUGCCUAUGUUAGCCUAUGCAUUGAGGCAUGCGUUAAAAGGCAAAUAUUCUCUUCUAACAUGCAACAGGCCUUUCUGUUUGCAAAGAGGUAAAAAGGCGGAAAAGAAAGAGGGUAUGAACCUGUUUCCAUGUCAAACAUUUCAAUUCUCCAUAGAAACUCUGAUCUUAACGUUGAAACUUUAUUAAAUAUUGAUGCGGAUUGAUAAGGCCGAAUUUCUAUCGGUUCCUUUUUAUUGUGGAGACGGGGAGGGAUGGCAGAGGUAAAUUGCUCUUUUAAUUAAACCAAUGCAUGGAAGGAAAUUGCUGUCUGAAUAUGGUCUCAGAGAUGGGGCUUGUGACAGUUGCCUGGAAACGUCAAUCUGUCCACAUUUGUUCCAGAUCACCGUUUUGAGAUAAAGUUUAAUAAAACAUUUUGUGCCAAUGAAAGCCUAUCCUUUCACAUCCACCACCACAAUGAGACAGAACAGCGGAGGAAGCCUUGUGUUUAACAUGUAUCUCGCAGACCAUACGGGAAAUCUACUGAAGGAAAGCAAAAGCUCCUCUUGGACCCCAAUCAACACAGGCGUACAAAAAGGAAGUGGACAAAUCCAGCUAUGGCAAUUUCUUCUGGAGCUGCUGUCAGACAGCGCCAAUAUGUCAUGCAUCGCCUGGGAGGGGACCAACGGAGAGUUUAAAUUGAUAGACCCGGACGAGGUAGCCAGACGGUGGGGAGAACGCAAGAGCAAACCCAACAUGAACUAUGACAAACUGAGCCGAGCUCUGCGCUAUUACUACGACAAGAACAUCAUGACCAAGGUGCACGGAAAGCGCUACGCAUACAGAUUUGACUUUAACGGCCUGGCACAAGUGUGCCAGCCCUCUUCCACCGAACAAGCGAUUUAUAAGUUCCAGAGCAACUUCGCACCCAUACAGAUUUCAGGCAUUUCCAAACUCAAUCUGGUUGCUCCAGGUGUUGGUCCGUCAGGGUUCUCCUACUGGCCUGGAUCUCCUCCGACCCUUUACCACAGCCACAACCUGCAACAACCAGGACCUUUCGGUGCCAUGUCUGCGUCGCAUUUAAGUUGCGUUAAUAAUAUCAAUAGUUUAAAUAACUUCAAUAAUAUAAAUAAUCACUAUAACUGAUAUACUAUAUAGAGCCUAUAUAUAUUUCUAUGUGUCAAGAGAGCGCCAUUGAAAAGCAGAUAUGCCUAAUACUUUAAACCAUUAAGACAUAUAGGUCUAAACAAUCAAUAUACACAAAAUUCGAGUAAAAGUGAUAGUCUGAGCAUGAUAUACAGUGCACCAAAUGUAAAGGUUUUGCUCCUUUGGAAAUAAAUUGGUACUUUUAUUCACCAAAGUGGCAUUCAUCUGAUCACAAUGUAUAGUCAGAAUAUUAAUAAUGUGAAAAAUUACUAUUACAAUUUGGAAAAAAAAAUAUUCAGAACUUUUUAAACUACUUCAAAGAUGACAGCUUUGCAGAUUCUUGGCAUUCUAGCUGUCAGUUUGUCCAGAUACUCUUGUGACAUUUCACCCCAUGCUUACUGUAGAACUUGCCAUAGAUGUGGCUGUCUUAUCGGGCACUUCUCACGCACCUUACAGUCUAGCUGAUCCCACAAAAGCUCCAUGGGGUUAAAAUCCACAACACUCUUUUUCAAUUAUCUGUUGUUCAAUGUCAAAUUCUUUGCCCACUCGACCUUAUCUUUUAGAUUUCUGUUUCAAAAGUGGCUUUUUCUUUGCAACUCAUCCCAUAAGGCCUGCACCCCUGAGUCUUCUCUUUACUGUUGUACAUGAAACUGGUGUUGAGCUGGUAGAAUUCAAUGAAGCUGUCAGCUGAGGACAUGUGAGGUGAUCUAUUUCUCAAACUAGAAACUCUGAUGUACUUAUCCUCUUGUUUAGUUGUACAUCUGGCCUUCCACAUCUCUUUCUGUCCUUGUUAGAGCCAGUUGUCCUUUGUCUUUGAAGACUGUAGUGUACACCUUUGUAUGAAAUAUUCAGUUUUUUGGCCAUUUCAAGCAUUGUAUAGCCUUCAUUCCUCAAAACAAUGAUUUACUGACGAGUUUCUAGAGAAAGCUGUUUCUAUUUUUGUUUUUUGACCUAAAGACAUGCCAGUCUAUUGCAUACUGUGACAACUCAAAAACAAACACAAAGACAAUGUUAAGCUUAAUUUAACCAAAUAGCUCUCAGCAGUGUUUGAUAUAAUGGCAAGUGAUUUUCUAGUACCAAAUUAGUAAUUUAGCAUGAUUACCAUCUAGAUUUGAUCAAAAAUCAUUUUUUCAAAUAGUGAUGGUGCUGUUUUUUACAUCAGUAAUGUCCUGACUAUACUUUGUGAUCAACUGAAUGCCACUUUGGUGAAUUAAAGUACCAAUUUCCUUCCGAAACAGCAAAAUAUGUAAAUUAUUCCAAACUUUUGGCCGCCAGUGCAUAUAUAUUUUGUUGACUGUUGAUUGCAAAAGCGUCCAGCCUAUGAUAAGGAAGCAAUUUAGCGCCACCCUAUGGACAAAAAACGAUAUCAUCAACCUAGUUGCGUUCGUCAUUUGCAUCAAUUCAAAUUAGAUUUGCUUGAAUUACGUAAGAUGUUUAAUUCAUUAAGUUAAUUCAAGAAACUUAUAGGCUAUUUAAUCAAGGUCUAACUUUAAUAAAUUAUCGAAUGAUAAACAUAAAUGAUGAAAUUAACGUAGAGUUAAUGCUGGAGAUUAGUCAUCUUUGUUCGAGAACAAAUGCUAUAUAGCCGUGAAAAGCAAAGCUGGUAAAAUAAAGUGUGUGCAUUUGGAUGCUGCACUUCUGUAACUGAGCAAAUUUGUAGCAUAUGCAACGCUAAUGCGCACUGAUAUAUGAACAAUUAUUUAACGCCGAUGAAGGUCUGGGUCUGAACACUGGGCAUAAAAAAGCGAAAUCGAGUGAAUCGUAAAGAAUGGAUUUCACGGGUACUUGCCUAUGCCCAGGUCACUUUUCUUUUUGGUAUGUUGAUUAUUUGGAUACAUAAUAUAUUUUACCUGGAAAAAAUACAUUAAAUUGUAAUAUUAUAAAUUAACAUAAGGUCUUUUGUGUUUGUGUGUGUCUAACGAAUCUAUAAUGUCAAUAAAUCUUAACUUUUAUUAUUAUUAUUAAUAUUAUGAAAAAUGAAAAAACGUGUCACAUUGUGGGGCCUACCAAUUUGCCAUACUUAGCAAACAUAGACUAAUGUUUAAAGAAAAAAGAAAGAAAGGAAAAAAAAAAGAAAUAAAGAUUUGAAGGUUAGGGAUAGGAUUAGGGGACAGAAAUGUCAUAAACUCACAACAGAAGUCAAAGGAAAGUCCCCACCCUUAUAAAAACAAACACAAUGUGUGUGUGUGUGUACUUACUUGACUAUACAG